GGGUCCGGUGCCGAGUGGCCCUGGCCAGAAGAACAAAAAGGGCGAGUUACUCCUGGAAUCGAUAGAAAGAGCAGGUCAGUCCCUCAGUGAAGGAUCAUCAGAGUGUGAAAUGGAGAGGACAGAGGAUGACAUGGAUGUCACCAUAGAGGGCGAAGAUGAUGGAGGAGGAUGAGGAUACAGGGGGUAACAACUCAACCUAUGAGAUCGACCUCGGCAAUCUUACCGUCGAAGACACAGAGGAUGAACCUGUGAGUACAAUCAGCACUAAUGGGGUGGCUCCACAGGAUGAACCACCACUAAUCCUGGAGGAGGUUACAUCACCUGUACCUCUGGUGACGCCCACACAGGCUACUAAACUCAUGGCUCAGGUGCAAGAUAGUCACAUGGCCAUCAACUUCAAGUUCGAGGAAAAGGUCUUUACAAAUGGCCAGAAACCACCUCUGAUUUGUGGGUCAUGCCAGAAGGAAGGCCACUGCAAGGCAGACUGCCGGGAGGAUGAGCUUCCCCCCCUGGUGCGCCUGCCACCCAUGAACAACCACUUCCUUAACCAGCUCACAGCGAUCUUUGAGCAGCUUACGAAGGACUUUGAGCCCUCUGUUGAGGAAAUUGAAGAACGUGACCGGAUCGUUUCUGAUCUUGAGGCCUACAUCAAGCAGUUCUUCAGUGGUGUCCAGCUGAAGUUGUUUGGCUCGUCUGCCAAUGGCUUUGGUUUCCAGCGUUCUGACUUGGACAUCUGCCUCACUUUCAAGGGGAAUCCAGAGGGAAAGGACAUUGACCACAUCCAGAUAAUUGAAGCUUUGGCGGACAAGUUGAAGAGAUACCGUCAGUGUAACCAUGUGUUUGCAAUCACAACAGCCAAAGUUCCCAUUGUGAAGUUUGCCAUUCGUCGUGCCUGCCUUGAGGGGGACCUGUCUCUCUAUAAUACUCUUGCAUUGCAAAAUACGAAGCUCUUAGCAACCUAUGCAAAUAUUGAUCAUAGGGUGAAGUGCCUUGGAUAUGCAAUGAAGUAUUUUGCUAAGUUGUGUGACAUUGGUGAUGCUUCAAGGGGAUCCUUGUCCUCCUAUGCGUACAUCCUGAUGGUGCUUCACUUCCUCCAGCAAGUCAAGCCUCCCGUCAUCCCAGUGUUGCAGGAACUUUAUGACCACUCAAAGGCAGCGCCAGAAUACAUGAUUGAUGGGUGGAAUGCCUGGUUCUUUAGAGAAGCUAAAGGCAAGACCUUGGCCCAACACUGGAAAGACUAUGGGAAGAACCGGGACUCAGUGGGGCAGCUGUGGGUCUCAAUGCUGCGAUAUUAUACGGAGACGUUUAACUGUAGAGGGCAUGUGGUGACAAUCCGACAGUAAUGCUCCUUUGCCCGUU
Molecule: messenger RNA, 1359 nt
Organism: Penaeus monodon (black tiger shrimp)
Lineage: Eukaryota; Metazoa; Arthropoda; Malacostraca; Decapoda; Penaeidae
Product: terminal uridylyltransferase 7-like
Exons: 9
Coding region: 156-1343 (395 amino acids)
Molecular function (GO): RNA uridylyltransferase activity
Source: RefSeq, a predicted model, not a curated record